Phanerochaete carnosa HHB-10118-sp is the source of this 2072-nucleotide messenger RNA. RefSeq lists its product as uncharacterized. The transcript has 5 exons. Bases 22 to 1923 code for a protein of 633 amino acids. Gene Ontology annotation, cellular component: cytosolic small ribosomal subunit. Gene Ontology annotation, biological process: translational initiation. Lineage: Eukaryota; Fungi; Basidiomycota; Agaricomycetes; Polyporales; Phanerochaetaceae. Gene Ontology annotation, molecular function: mRNA binding; tRNA binding; protein binding. The record is from RefSeq and is a predicted model, not a curated record.
UGCCCUCCUGCAACCCUCGCAAUGGCCUCUCAGCCGUCUCAGCAGUAUGCCUUCCGUGCCCAAAAACGCCUUGGCCUCGUCGGCGGUUCCCCCGACUAUGACCCUGUGGAGAACUUUCCAGGUCCCGACGUGCCAGCCAGAACCUACCAAUACAGCCCAGACGGCAGGCUAUUCGCCUACGCCAUCUCCACAGGCGUACGGAUAUACCAGGCCGAGAGCGCACAGCUCCUCCAGGAUCUCUCUAUCCCCAACGUUGUCGAGAUCAACUUUUCACCCCGCGGUACCUACAUCUCCAUCUGGGAGAGGCCUGUCAAGUUCGAGGACGGCACACAGCACAAGAACCUGAGGGUGUUCUCUGUCUCCACCGGCGAGGAGCUCAUCGCGUUCUCGCAGAAGUCCCAAGAGGGGUGGGACCUGCAGUACACCAUUUCCGAGUCGCAUGCCGUGCGCCUCGUGUCGCAGGAGAUUCAAGUUUUCCGCCCCGCGGAAUGGUCGAAGGGGAUUGUUGACAAGUUGAAGGUCGAGGGUGCUGCCAGCAUUACCCUAAGCCCUGGGUUGAAUCCCUCUGUUGCCAUAUUCGUUCCCGAGAAGAAGGGUGCGCCUGCUAGCGUCAAAAUAUACAACCUCCUCAGCUUGGCCGGGUCACCUUUGAGUCAGAAGAACUUCUUCAAAUCUGAUCGCUCCAUGAUCAAGUGGAACACCCUCGGCACCCACGUCCUCGUGCUCACCUCAACGGAUGUCGACCAGGCUAACAAAAGCUACUACGGCGAGACCGGCGGCCUUUAUCUUCACAGUGCGUCAGGCACCUUCGACUGUCGUGUGACGCUCGACAAGGAAGGCCCUGUCCAUGACUUUGCUUGGAGUCCUAACAGUAAGGAAUUUGCCGUCACGUAUGGAUAUAUGCCUGCAAAGACCGUGCUCCUCGACCAACGCGCCAAGGUUUUGCAUGACUUUGGUACUGCUUUCUGCAACUUCGUCUCGUUCAAUCCUCAGGGUCGUCUGAUUGCCUUGGCCGGCUUUGGUAACCUUGCUGGCAAGGUCGACAUCUACGACCGACGGACGUUGACCAAGGUCACCACCAUCGAUGCGUCCAAUACGUCACACUGCGAGUGGUCGCCCGAUGGUCGAUUCCUCCUCACCGCUACCCUUUCCCCGCGGUUGCGCGUUGACAAUGGUAUUAAGAUUUGGCAUUGCACGGGACCGCUCGUGCACGUUCAGCUCGUCGAUGAACUCUACCAGACGUCGUGGAGAUCCACCCUUGUCGACUCUGCGCCCUCAUUCCCCGCACAGAUUCCUCCCGCGCCUGCACCCUCCGCCAGCGUCGCUGCGCACCAGGCUGCUGCUAAGCCUACCCCCUCCAGGGCAGCCGGUGCGUACCGUCCACCGGGUGCUCGCGGCCUGGAGGCGUCCUCCGUUUACAAACGUGAGGACGGGACCCCGAGUCCGGCUGGCACUCCCAACGGCCGCUACAGCCGCAGCCCUGCGCCUGGCCGAGUACACAGGAAACAUAUCCCCGGCGCGCCGACAUCGCCGUCCCCCGUGCGGAACGGCGACCAGGAGAAGCGGGGCAGGAAGCGCAAGGGUGGAAAGGAUAGCAAGAAAGCGAGUGCUGCUAGUGAGGAGAGUGUUCGGCCGUCCAUCGAGAUUCAGGUUAAUGGGAAUGUGGAUGGGAACGAGAAUGGGAACGGGAACGGGGUCCAGUCGCCUGCCAAUGGCUCUGUCCCCUCUACCCCAGCCAUUGACGCUAAUGGCUUGGAUCCCAUUGCGAAGAAGGUUCGCAAUCUCACCAAGAAGCUCAAGGCCAUUGAAGAGCUCAAGGAGAAGCAGAAGAAAGGCGAGCGGUUAGAGGCUACUCAGCUCAAAAAGAUCGAAACUGAGGCGGAGAUUCGGAAAGAGCUCUCAGGCCUUGAGAUCUCGUCCUAGCGCAUAUAUUCGCUCGUUACGCUAGGUGUCUUGACUUGGCCAUUCCGUUCACGAGUUCGUUCGCUUGGCUUCCUUUUCGAAAUCCUUCCUCUCUGUCUCAUCGCCGGGUUUGUUGUACUCGAUUUAAUCAUGGAAUAAAUGGUAUGUGG